Corythoichthys intestinalis (scribbled pipefish) is the source of this 1103-nucleotide messenger RNA. RefSeq names its product ferredoxin 1 (gene fdx1). Gene Ontology annotation, molecular function: 2 iron, 2 sulfur cluster binding. The record is from RefSeq and is a predicted model, not a curated record. The transcript has 4 exons. NCBI's taxonomy places the organism in Eukaryota, Metazoa, Chordata, Actinopteri, Syngnathiformes, Syngnathidae. Gene Ontology annotation, biological process: P450-containing electron transport chain. Bases 318 to 815 code for a protein of 165 amino acids.
AUACAGUCUAGCUUUUGUAACAUUUUUUUAGGGGAGGAGGUUGUUCGUCGUCCUUGUAAACGAAAUUAUUAUUUUUUUAACCUCUUUAAUUGCACGUUCCGGUCAAUCUUGUAGUUGUUUUCUGUGUGUCCACGACGUAAACGCGCAGGAAGUAGUUGGUUACGCAAUGCCCGUGAGUCGUGACACUAGUACUACUGACUGACUCCGGGUAGCGUUUUAGUAUUUAGCUAGCCGGUUAGCGCAUGAGAUAGGAGAAAGCUAGUGUCGUGUCUAACUUUUGAAGUGCCUUAACGAGUGACAUAUUCUGCCUGGUCCAAAUGGCGUCACUGCUGACAGCAUUCCGAAGAAUGGCUCACGCUGGGUUACGUGAAUAUGCGCGGAAGACGACAGUAAAUUGUAGUGCUUCGAGGCUGACCGGGCACAGGAAUUUCGUCACGGGAUCGCAUCCACUCAGGUCAGAAAAGGUGACGGUCCACUUUAUCAAUAGAGACGGCGAGAAGAUAACGGUCGGGGGCUCUCCCGGGGACUCGCUGCUUGACGUCGUCAUCAAUGAAGACCUCGACUUUGAUGGCUUUGGAGCGUGCGAGGGCACGCUAGCGUGCUCCACUUGCCAUUUGAUCUUUGACGAAGACGUCUACAAAAAACUGGGCCCGGUCACAGAUGAGGAAAUGGACAUGUUGGACUUGGCGUACGGCCUGACUGACACAUCGCGCCUGGGUUGCCAAAUUUGUCUGAGCAGGUCCCUGGAGGGAAUGGUGGCCCGCGUUCCAGAGACCGUAGCAGACAUCCGACAGAGUCAAGAUGGCUCUGCGUAGCGGCUAUUUCUUGGCGAUGGUAGGUGGGCUGCCUGAACGUGCACAAGGAAUCAACCGCUGGACGCUUAAGAACGGCCGUAGUGUUCACGUAACCAGCCACUGUCCUGUUUGAACGGACCUGGCGAUCAGAAUGUUGACUGAGAUGCUAGCAUUGUAAUUCUGCCAUGUGUCAUCUCCAUCCACUUCGACCUCUUUUAUGUAACCAUAGCAUUUUAUUAUAAAAUUGUACAUAGAACACAUUUGUGUAUAGAGAAAGCUGAUAAUAAAAAGAAAAAGUAAGUCAGUGAA